AUGAAAUAUUUUACUUUAUUAACUGUCUUAUCGACUGCUUUGGCCACUCCAUUGCAACACCAACACCACCACCAUCAUGAACACGCCAGAAGAGCCGAAGUAACCCAGGUUGUUUAUGUCGACAGCAACGGUAACCAAGUUCAAAGUCAAGUCACAGAAAACGCUUCUUCUGGUGUUACUGGUGAAACUACUGCCGAAACCAUUCAAACUCGUUCAAGUGAUGACAGCAGUAGUAGUGACAGCAACCCAGUUGCUUCAAUUGCCAGCUCAGUUGCUUCAAGUGUUUCCUCAGCUAUCGGUGAUAUUGAAGGUGAUUUGAGUGCCUUUUCCGACCCAAGCAAGAAAUUUGAAGAUGGUGUUUACGAUUGUGAUUCCGUUCCAGUUGGUCAAGGUGUUAUUGCCGUUGAUUGGGUUUCUGGAUUAAACGGUGGUUGGACCACCAUCAUGAACGAAAAUGGUGACACUUCUUCCAGCUGUAAGGAUGGUUACUACUGUUCUUAUGCUUGUCAAGCUGGUAUGUCCAAGACUCAAUGGCCAUCUGAACAACCAAGUAAUGGUAUGUCUAUUGGUGGAUUAUACUGUAAGAACGGUAAAUUGUACAGAUCUAACACUGACAACGAUUACUUAUGUCAAUGGGGUGCCAAAGAUGUCAACUUUGUUUCUGAAAUCAGCAAGGACGUUGCUAUCUGUAGAACCGAUUACCCAGGUUCUGAAAACAUGAACAUCCCAACUUUGUUAAGUGCUGGUGGUAAAGCCCCAUGUUCUGUUGUCGAUGGUGACACCUACUUCAAAUGGUUAGGUGGUAAAACUUCUACCCAAUACUACGUCAACAAUGCUGGUGUUUCCGUCGAAGAUGGUUGUAUCUGGGGUACUGAAGGCUCUGGUGUUGGUAACUGGGCUCCAGUUGUUUUGGGAUCUGGUACUACUGGUGGUAAAACUUACUUGUCAUUGAUUCCAAACCCAAACAACAAAGACAAACCAAACUACAACAUCAAGAUUGUUGGUGAUGAUGUCAACGGUGACUGUAAAUACGAAAAUGGUCAAUACAAUGGCAGUGGUUCCGAUGGUUGUACUGUUACUGUCAAUUCUGGUUCUGCCAAAUUUGUUUUCUAUUAG
This is a messenger RNA of Candida dubliniensis CD36, 1116 nucleotides long. It is a transcript of the gene SIM1, whose product is annotated as SUN family protein. Gene Ontology annotation, cellular component: fungal-type cell wall; cell surface. The coding region runs from base 1 to 1116 and encodes 371 amino acids. The record is from RefSeq and is a predicted model, not a curated record. The transcript has a single exon. Gene Ontology annotation, biological process: fungal-type cell wall organization. Lineage: Eukaryota; Fungi; Ascomycota; Pichiomycetes; Serinales; Debaryomycetaceae.